This is a messenger RNA of Daphnia magna, 1362 nucleotides long. Its product is annotated as hepatoma-derived growth factor-related protein 2-like. The transcript is spliced from 2 exons. The record is from RefSeq and is a predicted model, not a curated record. NCBI's taxonomy places the organism in Eukaryota, Metazoa, Arthropoda, Branchiopoda, Diplostraca, Daphniidae. Bases 119 to 1177 code for a protein of 352 amino acids.
CACGAUGUAUUACAGCCAUUUGACGCAACACAAAAACAAAAGAAAAACGGAUUGUCUUCUUCGGGCGAUAACGCCCCUUGCCACCUCAGACGCUUUUCGGCUUUGACGCAACGCAGUCAUGGCUGGUUCUAGCCCAAGUUCAAGUCCUAGUUCCAGCUCCAGUUCAAAUUCAUCAAGAGAUUCUCGUCGAAACAAUCGCGAUCGUGAUCGAGCAAAUCGCAACCGGGAAAGAAGAGACAUCAACCAGGAAGAUCAAGAUAUCCUAGACCGGGCACGUGAGCAAGAACUGCGAGACCGUGAACUACAGGCCCAACGAGAGCGUGAGCAGCAAGAUGGAGACCGACGGAGGCGAGGAGAACAGCCGCAAGAAGGCGAUGCAGGUGGUGCUGGUGGUAUCGGCGUUCCUGAACCCCCAAGAGAGAUCCUGCCACGAAAAUUUGCAGUCCCCAGAAGACGCAUGCGGGUCGUCAGAGACUGGAUGACUUCAACCCUGAGUCCUUCGGAAGCCAAGCAGCUACGGGAGAGUUUUUUACCCAGUUUUUCUGACACUGAUUUUGAUUUAAAAUGUCCUCAGGUGGAUUCCUCUCUUGCCCGUCGUUUCAAAGAUCUCAAGUGCCCCGAAAUGGUGAAGGCAGAGGCUACUGAAAAAACCCUGAAAGCUGAACAGUAUAAGGUCCUAGAUGUCGCUCGCCCUCUUCUUUAUCUGAAAGAGCAGAUGGCCGAAGGAGAACUUCAAAACUCGCCCAUGGCGGAGGCUGUCGAUGUCGCUCUGCGUUUGUGGGGCCACACUUUCCAUGGAAUCACGGCCAACCGCCGCGAAAAUUUAUUGAAGGUGUCCGAUCCGAAGUUCGUCUCCUUGUUAAAGGAACCGAAACGUUUUAAGGCUAAACAGUGUGGAGCCCUGUUCGGCAGUCACUUCAUUAAGGAGAUGGUUAGAGAGGCGACUAACGACCAGAAAUUGAGGAACAUCGGACGCCCGGCAGGCCAAUCAUCGAGCUUCAAAAGUCGCUAUCCACCCACCAGCUAUAAUCCUAGAAAUUCCGCAAGCGGCUAUCAUCGUAACGGCUUCAACGGUGGCAACCGAGGCGGCAACUUCGGUGGUUCCAACAACUCGAAUGGAGGCUAUAGGAACAACAAGCAGAAAUCGAGCCAAAGGGGUCGCGGCAAUGGCUAUUGACCGUCACUCAGUCAUCAAGAUGCAGAGGAUUCCGUUACCCACAGAAGAAUUACUAUUUAUUAGUUAUGCAUAGGAAGCCUCAAAGGUCUGAGGUGGCAAGGGGCGUUAUCGCCCGAAGAAGACAAUCCGUUUUUCUUUUGUUUUUGUGUUGCGUCAAAUGGCUGUAAUACAUCGUGUCCACACCC